Messenger RNA from Pelodiscus sinensis (Chinese soft-shelled turtle), 2715 nucleotides. The record is from RefSeq and is a predicted model, not a curated record. Lineage: Eukaryota; Metazoa; Chordata; Testudines; Trionychidae.
UUGAGAGGUCAUCAAGUCCAGUCCCCUGCCCUCACGGCAGGACCAAGCACCGUCUAGAUCAUUUUUUUUAAUCUUACAAGGCACAAUUCAGCAUGAAUGAGAAAUUGAAUUCAAAUUCCUCGCUCAGCGGGCCCCACGUGCUGAGUUUCAAUGGGACAUACAACGUUUCCUAUGUGGACUUCUACCUUCAUCAGCCUCCCGUGGCAGCAGUCUUUAUCAUCUCCUACCUCUUCAUCUUCCUCCUGUGUAUGCUUGGCAACGGAGUGGUUUGCUUCAUUGUUCUGAGGAGCAAGCACAUGCGAACGGUCACAAACCUCUUCAUCUUGAACCUGGCUGUCAGCGACUUGUUGGUGGGGAUAUUCUGCAUGCCCACCACUCUCCUGGACAACAUCAUAGCAGGGUGGCCCUUUGGGAGCACGGUCUGCAAAAUGAGCGGGAUGGUCCAAGGAAUCUCUGUCUCCGCCUCUGUUUUCACUUUGGUUGCAAUUGCAGUUGACAGGUUCCGAUGCAUUGUUUACCCGUUUAAACAGAAGCUCACCAUAUCAACGGCAAUUGUCAUUAUAGCCGUCAUCUGGGUUCUCGCUAUCGCCAUCAUGUGUCCGUCGGCUGUCAUGUUGCAGGUAAAAGAGGAAAAAUAUUUCCGGGUGAUCCUGAGCUCAAGCAGUCAAACCAGCCCUAUAUACUGGUGCCAGGAGGACUGGCCCAACCAGGAAAUGAGAAAGAUCUAUACAACUGUGCUGUUUACCAACAUCUAUCUGGCUCCCCUUUCACUCAUCGUCAUUAUGUAUGCCAGGAUAGGGAUCGCUCUCUUCAACAGAGCGGCGCCUGUAGCGGGGAAACAGAGCCAGGAGCAGCGCCACUCUGUGUCCAAGAAGAAGCAGAAAGUGGUCAAAAUGCUUAUCAUUGUGGCUUUGCUUUUCAUCCUCUCCUGGCUUCCCUUGUGGACUUUGAUGAUGCUCUCAGACUACGCCAAUCUGACCGAGGUCCAACUGCAGGUCAUCAACAUUUACAUCUACCCCUUUGCUCACUGGCUGGCCUUCUUCAACAGCAGCAUCAACCCCAUCAUCUAUGGCUUCUUCAAUGAGAACUUCCGCCGGGGCUUCCAAGCGGCCUUUAAGCUUCAGCUGUGCUCUGGGGAAAUGAUGCGCCGGGAAUUCUACUCUCAGCGGGGUCAGAGCAAUGCCGUCUUACCGGCCACCACCCACCAGCUACUGGAAAGCCAGCCGUCUCAAAAUGCCCAAGAAGAGGGGAAGCCAGUUCAGAGAGGGAACUGGAUGAACAAGCCGCAGGCCUUGAUGAUGGAAGACCUCGAGAAGGCAGCCAGCGACAAUGGAGUAAAAUGAGAUUUGCUGUGAACUAAUGAACUGGUUUAUUCCCAGCUUCCCUUGGCAGAGUUUAUCGGAGGUGUUGUGAGGGUCAUGCUAGUUAAGCCCUCUCUGGCAAAAACAAAACAUUUUAAAACGUUGUUGUUGUUAUUGUAAAGUAUGUAGAAUGUGUAUAAUAUCGGAUCACUCGGACCUAAUGAGGCCUAAUUCUGCUCCCUUUUAGAUCAGGAGCUACUCCAUUGAUGUCAGUGGCAUCCCACAAGCAUAAACCUGGUAUGAGACCAUGGAUUUAAAUACACAUUGGUGUGUUGGGGAGCAGAAUCGGGCCUGUUUUGGUUUAGUUUGAGACUGUUCUCAGAAUAGGUGACACAGGGUUACAUACAGUGUUGUUAGAAAAGUGUCAGAGCAUGUAAUGCUGUUUGCUAUUAAUCCAUGCACCGGUUUUGUCACAGUAGACUCUGAAGAGGUUAUUAAUUUUUGUAAUAUCCACUCGGGCUUUGGGGGUUUGGACCGGGUGAGAAUCAUGGAAUGAUUCUGCUGGCACAUUUUCAUUAGCCAAUUUUGGACACUAUCAAAAUUGUAUUCUGCAAAUUAGCAGCAUGGUUUAUAAGACUAAUGAAAAAUCGUCCACUUUUAUUUGAACGGUGCCCGUUUAUUAAAGUGAGGAUAACCUGAUAAACCGUCAUAUUUUAAAGUUAGCUGUUAAAUUCACUUCAUUUAUUAGGAUCCCUUCCCCGUACCGUUGUUUUAUAUUCAUUGCUCAGACAUAAUAGCCUGUUCAUGAAAUUAUUCAUUGUGCUAUGCUACCAUUGCCAUUAAUUCACAUGUUAGAGAUUUGCUUAAUAGACUAGCAUUAAUGUUUUAAUACCUCUGGAUGUAGAAUAUCGUGCCGCCCAGCUUCCAGGAAAAUGUGUAAUUUGUAUUCACAUUGCUUUUAGCCUGGAUAUUUUGUAUGCUGCCUGUUUUCUUGGUUUUUUUUUUUUUUUUUUUUUUUUUUUAAAGUAUAUGCCUGCUUGAACUGGUAUAAAAUAUGCAGCUACUAUGCCUUUUCAUUUGUUCCCCUUUUCGGCUGCUCCUUUUGUUAAUUUUGUGACUGGACUGUCAUUUCAGCAUAUCUGUUGCUCAGUCUGAGAAAUAAAAAGGAUUAAGGAUGUGAAAAAGAAAAGCUGUUUUUAUGCUACCAUUUUGGUGGGUUCUCAGAAUCAUGUUCUGUUUUUUUCCCAAAUCUUUGAUAAAGAAAUAUCUUACCAGUAUAUUGUGUCAAGCAUCUAAGUUGCACAUUUCGAUGAUAACUGUACUAGAUAUCAUGACAUCAGUGCUCCACCAAGAGACAGGAGUAUUUUAAGGUUCCUGUCCUCCAAUCAAUCGGGCACAGACUUCCAUCUACACA